This is a messenger RNA of Coffea eugenioides, 1650 nucleotides long. RefSeq names its product signal recognition particle 54 kDa protein, chloroplastic-like. Gene Ontology annotation, cellular component: signal recognition particle. The transcript is spliced from 11 exons. Bases 11 to 1324 code for a protein of 437 amino acids. The record is from RefSeq and is a predicted model, not a curated record. Gene Ontology annotation, biological process: SRP-dependent cotranslational protein targeting to membrane. Gene Ontology annotation, molecular function: 7S RNA binding; GTPase activity; ATP hydrolysis activity. Lineage: Eukaryota; Viridiplantae; Streptophyta; Magnoliopsida; Gentianales; Rubiaceae.
CUUGUCUGCUAUGGUGCUUCUCUUUGGUUAUUUUUUUCCCUUUUUGGCUGUACAUCCAUGUGUAAGUAAUUACUUGUCAAUGCAGAUUGUGAAUGAUGAGCUAGUAAAACUUAUGGGAGGAGAGGUUUCUGAGCUAGUGUUUGCAAAAACUGGGCCAACUGUAAUUUUAUUGGCUGGUCUACAAGGUGUUGGAAAGACAACUGUUAGUGCAAAGUUAGCUUUAUAUCUCAAAAAGCAGGGAAAGAGUUGCAUGCUUAUCGCUGGAGAUGUGUACAGGCCUGCUGCAAUAGACCAACUUGUCAUUUUAGGUGAACAGGUUGGCAUGCCUGUUUAUUCAGCAGGAACUGAGAUCAAACCUGCUGAGAUAGCACGAAAAGGUUUAGAAGAGGCCAGAAAGAAGAAUGUCAAUGUGGUUAUUAUGGAUACAGCUGGAAGGUUUCAGAUAGAUAAAGUGAUGAUGGAUGAAUUGAAAGAAGUGAAACGGGUAUUAAAUCCUACAGAAGUCUUACUUGUUGUAGAUGCAAUGACUGGCCAAGAAGCUGCAGCUUUGGUCACAACUUUCAAUCUUGAAAUUGGAAUCACUGGUGCCAUUUUAACUAAACUGGAUGGAGAUUCCAGAGGCGGAGCAGCUUUGAGUGUGAAAGAGGUAUCUGGAAAGCCAAUCAAGCUUGUUGGAAGAGGGGAGAGGAUCGAGGAUCUUGAGCCUUUCUAUCCUGACCGUAUGGCAGGACGUAUCUUAGGAAUGGGGGAUGUUCUAUCAUUUGUCGAGAAGGCUCAAGAAGUUAUGCGCCAAGAAGAUGCUGAAGAAUUGCAGAAGAAGAUCAUGAGUGCUAAAUUUGAUUUCAAUGACUUCCUGAAGCAAACCCGUGCAGUUGCACAGAUGGGUUCCAUGUCUCGUGUAAUUGGAAUGAUACCUGGCAUGGGGAAGGUUACACCAGCACAAAUUCGAGAGGCAGAGAAGAAUUUGAAGAUAAUGGAGGCAAUGAUUGAAGCAAUGACCCCAGAGGAAAGGGAGAAACCAGAACUGUUGGCAGAAUCACCUGCAAGGAGGAAACGGGUUGCACAAGAUUCCGGAAAAACAGAGCAACAGGUGAGUCAACUUGUUGCUCAACUUUUCCAAAUGCGUGUACGUAUGAAGAAUCUCAUGGGCGUAAUGGAAGGUGGAUCUAUUCCUGCAUUGAGCAAUCUUGAGGAGGCAAUGAAAGCUGAACAGAAGGCUCCUCCUGGUACUGCUAGGAGGAAGAGAAGAUCAGAGUCAAGGAGACAGUUUGCUGACUCAGCAUCAUCAAGACCAGGCCCUCGAGGUUUUGGAGCCAAGAAGUGAGAGCCAAUUUUUCAAACCAAUUACAGUGGCAAGGUGCCUGCCAUUGGGCAGUUGGACCAGUUAACAUAUUCCAUCUGUGUUCUCCAGUUGACACCAGAAGGCAGAGGUUUAGAAAAUUUUCCUUUGAAAGAGAAAGCUUACUGCCUCUUUUUAUUUUUUUGGGAGGCAGGGGGGUCGUCGAACGGGGAAGGCUGGGGGGGCAGCAGAGAUUAGUUUUUUCGGGUGAAAGUGCUUAUGACAUGACUUAUCUCUGUGGCCUUUCGGAGACGCAGUAAUUUUGUUUGAUAUACUUGCACGAACGGAAAGCCUAGAUUUGUGUUUCAUGA